Messenger RNA from Oryza brachyantha (malo sina), 1126 nucleotides. Its product is annotated as probable calcium-binding protein CML41. The transcript has a single exon. The record is from RefSeq and is a predicted model, not a curated record. NCBI's taxonomy places the organism in Eukaryota, Viridiplantae, Streptophyta, Magnoliopsida, Poales, Poaceae. Gene Ontology annotation, molecular function: calcium ion binding. Bases 70 to 708 code for a protein of 212 amino acids.
AGCCAAGUGUUGGAAUCCUAAGUGAAGUGAAAGCUUAGCUAGGUUGCAUCGAGGUCGAGGUCUCUUCUAAUGGCGGGCGUCGAGGUCUCCAAGCCGUCGAGGCGCCUGUCGCCGAAGGGGAGCUUCAAGGUGAGCCUGCCCAGCCUGCUGGCCUGCGGCCAGUGCAAGGCCACGGCCGUCUCGCCGCCGGACUCACCCACGGGCGCCGGCGCGAGGUCGUUCUCGUCGUCGGCGUCGUCGUCCGCGGGGACGUCCCGUGGGCGGGGGGAGCGCGACCGGCUGGCGGAGCUCCGGGAGAUCUUCCGCCACUUCGACCGCGACAUGGACGGGCGGAUCUCCGGCGAGGAGCUCCGGGAGUUCUUCGCGUCCAUGGGCGACGCCGGGGCCGCGGCUGCCGCCGCGGCUGCCAUGGGGCUCGACGAGAACGGCGGCGGCGGCCUGAUGCUGGCGUUCGAGGACUUCGUGCGGAUCGUGGAGCGGAAGGGCGGGGAGGAGGAGGAGCGGGAGGACCUGCGGCGCGCGUUCGGGGCGUUCGAGGCGGUGAAGGGGUCCGGGAGGAUCACGCCGCGCGGGCUGCAGCGCGUGCUCAGCCAGCUCGGCGACGACGCGUCCGUCGCCGAGUGUGAGGCCAUGAUACGCGCCUACGACGACGACGGCGACGGCGAGCUCGACUUCCACGAUUUCCACCGCAUGAUGAGCCAAGACUAGCUUAAGCUACCCCGUGUGGUCCGUGUCUGUGUGCUGCUGUGUUCGUGCGCGCGCGCCGGCCCGAGUAACAGGUGUUUUGUGGGGGGUGCCGGGCGUGACUCGUUGUAACUGUGUGUGAUUUUUGGCCGCGUGGUCCGCGCGAUCGCAGCGAUGCGCGCGCGCGGUGCGUUAUACGGUUGGCUGCUUCGGUCGAUCGAUCUAUUGUACAUGUGCACGGACGCCUUAGCAUUUUGCCUCAGGGGGUGUGCUUUGUUUCACACCAUUGUCGUUGCUAGUUACUCCUACUAGACAACACAACGGAACAACCGAAUCAGACAAUUUAGCGCCCACUUUUUUUUUAGGGAAAGAACGCAAGACUUGGCCACAUUUGGAACGGCACAAAUUGAAUUUUUAUCUGAUUUUUUGCCAAAAAGAGUUA